AUGGGGCAAAGGUUGUUGAAGGUUGGCUUCACCCUCCUCCUCCUGUUCUUCCUUGUCGACCGUGCAAUAAGCAGCAAUGACUACAUCAACAGCCGCUGCAACGCCGCUGUGAAUUACACGGCAGGAAGCAAGUUUGAAGCGAACAUGCGCAGGGUCUUCUUCACCUUGACAAACCUUGCUCCUCCCAUUGGUUUUGGCUUUGCCACCUGGGGCCAAGGAUUGGACAGAGUGUAUGGCCUGGUUCAGUGCAGGGGCGACAUUGAUCAGGAAGACUGCAAGGCUUGCAUCCACAAUUCCACUCAAGCAGUCGUCGACACAUACUGUCCCAGCGCAGUCGAUGCCAUCAUAUGGUAUGAAAAUUGCCAGCUCCGCUACUCCAACACCAAAUUCUUUGCUCGCCUCAAUGUUGAGGAUUCUGGUUUUUGGUAUUGGGUUGCUGACAAAGUGAUUGACCCUAAAGUCUUCAACGAGAAAUUGGGGAGUCUGCUGAAGAAUCUCACCUAUCUAGCAACAAUAGACCUUUCAAGGCUCAUGUUUGUGACGGGAUACAUCCCUUAUAGCGAUCUACAGACGAUAUACGUGCUAGUGCAGUGCACCUGGGACACCAGCCUUGCCGAUUGCAAGCUGUGCUUGGAUAACACCACCUCCCUAAUCCAAACUACUUGCAAGAAUGCACACGGCUGUGAAAUUGUCACUGGAAGUUGCCGUGUGAGGUAUGAUACCCAGCUCUUUUAUGCUGGCACCCCAACUGUAAGCCUGUCUCCUCCGUCCAAUUCGCCAUCCCCAUCAAAUUCAAGCCCAAGCCCAUCUCCUCCAUUCGACUCACCCCCUCCGGAACCUCCAAGUCCUUCAUCAAAUGGGUCAUUUAACACUACGUCAGGCUAG
Molecule: messenger RNA, 885 nt
Organism: Nymphaea colorata (pocket water lily)
Lineage: Eukaryota; Viridiplantae; Streptophyta; Magnoliopsida; Nymphaeales; Nymphaeaceae
Product: cysteine-rich repeat secretory protein 38-like
Exons: 1
Coding region: 1-885 (294 amino acids)
Source: RefSeq, a predicted model, not a curated record